AGCAGCCAAGCCCGGGAGAAAGCGAGGACGGCGACGGCGACGGUGGCGAGGCGGAGCGGGCCGAGGACGAGCCCGAGCAGCCGCGGCCGCCGCUGCUUCUCCUGCGCCCUGCUCGGCGGGUGAGCGCCCUCGGGGCUGGGUCGCCCAGCCAGUCUCUCCCGCGCCGGGCCGGGGCUCCAUGGAGGGGCCCAGCCAGCCAGGGCUCUCCUCCUCCUCCUCCUCCUCCUCCUCGGCACCCUGACGGCGCGCAGCCAGCCGGCCCGGGCAGCGUCCCGUCGAGUCGGGGCCGGGGAGGCGGAGGAGUCCUCCUGGGGUCCACGAGGCGGCCGGGCCCGCCGGCACUAGGGAGGGAAGGAGGGCUGGCUGCCGGGCUGGCUGCCGGGCGGGCGGGCCCCCCUGCCCGGGGGCGGGUGUCUGUGCUGCGCCUGGCCCCUGGAAGUGGGAGCCUCCUGGUCGCAUCCUGUCGCUGGUGUGGCCCAGCUGAAUGGGCAGAGCGCGCAGCCUUCUCAGCUGGAGUUGGCAGCACGCAUCCAGCCGCGGUCCUGAGCAGGUGAGCCUUGAGGUGGGCUCCGUGGGCCGCGCUGCUGCGCCUGGCCACGGAGGAUGCCACUGCGCGCCGCGCGCUAAGGCGGCUGGCUGAGAGCUUGUUGAGAAACUGGCCGGGCCGUCUCGCUGGAGGCGAGGCGCACAUGCUGCUGUAGCAGAUCCCGCAGAGCUGAAGAGCGGCGUCUUCUUGCCGGAUCCUCUGAAGCGCCGAGUGAAAUCGAGUGGUCACUUCGCAGCUCCCUCGGCGAGAGGCCAUUUUAUCACGCCGGGCUGGGAAACUUCUUCAACGUGGGGAAGAGCCCCUCCAUCUUCUGGAGGCCCUUUGAAGCGCGGGGGGCCUCUCCUCCUCCUCCUCCUCCUCCUCGAAUGGCAGCCGAGGGUGCUCUCCAGCGGGAUUGCAGGGGCCGCAUCGAGGCGAUUUCCCCCGAGGCGGCUGGUACUGAGCAGCGCCUCGCAAGUGCUUCUGAAGUGCAACGGAGCGGCCUGCAUCUUCUGCUCCUCCGGCUGCAGCAAAGGGGGACGGAGCUCCCUUGCUUCGCCAGACCCUGAACCGCAGCAUCCCCACGUGGGGCUAGGAGGUCCUGCGCUUGGAGCAUCCUGGCAAGCCGCCCGCCUCACGAAAGGCCGUGGGCCUGGCGCGGCACCCAAGAGCAGCGAGCUCUGGAUAGGGACCGCCGCUCUCUCUGUUUGCCUCCAAGGGCCUGGGAGGAAGGGCCCCGGAGGGCCCCAUGCUGAGCAAGGCGGAGUUUGUGGAGAAGGUGCGCCAGAGCAACCAGGCCUGCCGCGAGGGGGACUUCCACACGGCCAUCGGGCUCUACGGCGAGGCCCUGGGAGUCGACCCUCAGAACUGCAUCCUGUACAGCAACCGCUCCGCCGCCUACACCAAGACCCAGCAGUACGAGAGAGCCCUGGAGGACGCCCUCAAGGCCCGCCUGCUGAACCCCAAAUGGCCCAAGGCCUACUUCCGACAGGGCGUUGCCCUCCAGUACCUUGGGCGCCAUGCCGAUGCCCUGGCCGCCUUUGCCUCUGGCUUGGCCCAGGACCCCAAGAGUCUGCAGCUCCUGGUGGGGAUGGUGGAAGCCGCCAUGAAGUCCCCCAUGCGAGAGUCCCUGGAGCCGACCUACCAGCAGCUGCAGAAGAUGAAGCUGGAGAAGAGCCCCUUCGUGGUCGUCUCCGUGGUCGGCCAGGAGCUGCUGACUGCCGGCCACCACGGGGCCUCGGUGGUGGUCCUGGAGGCGGCCUUGAAAAUCGGCACCUGCAGCCUGAAGCUGCGCGGCUCCGUCUUCUCGGCCCUGAGCAGCGCCCACUGGUCCUUGGGCAACGCCGAGAAGAGCACCGGCUACAUGCAGCAGGACCUGGACGUGGCCAAGACUUUAGGUGACCAGAUGGGCGAAUGCCGGGCUCACGGGAAUCUGGGCUCCGCAUUCUUCUCCAAGGGGAGCUACCGCGAAGCCUUGACCAACCACAGACAUCAGCUGAUGCUGGCGAUGAAGCUCAAGGACAGAGAGGCCGCCUCCUCGGCCCUCAGCAGCCUGGGCCACGUCUACACGGCCAUCGGCGACUACCCCAACGCCCUGGCCAGCCACAAGCAGUGCGUCCUGCUGGCCAAGCAGGGCAAGGACGAGCUCUCGGAGGCCCGGGAGCUGGGCAACAUGGGGGCUGUCUACAUCGCCAUGGGCGACUUUGAGCACGCCGUCCAGUCCCACGAGCAGCACCUGGCCAUCGCCAAGGCCCUGGGCAACCAGCGGGAGGAGGCCCGGGCCUACAGCAACCUGGGCAGCGCCUACCACUACCGCCGCAACUUCGACAAGGCCAUGUCCUACCACAACCACGUGCUGGAGCUGGCCCAGCGGCUGGGGGAGAAGCCCAUCGAGAUGCGGGCCUAUGCCGGCCUGGGCCACGCGGCCCGCUGCAUGCAGGACCUCCCCAGGGCCCAGCAGUACCACCAGCAGCAGCUCAGCAUCGCCGAGAGCCUGCAGGAUCGGGCCGCCGAGGGCCGGGCCUCCUCCAAUCUGGGCAUCAUCCACCAGAUGAAGGGCGACUACGAGACGGCUCUGAAGCUGCACAAGGCGCACCUGUCCAUCGCGCAGGAGCUGAACGACUACGCGGCGCAGGGCCGGGCCUACGGCAACAUGGGCAACGCCUACAACGCGCUGGGCGCUUUCGACCAGGCGGUCAAGUACCACCGGCAGGAGCUGCAGAUCUCCAUGGAGGUGAACGACCGGGCCUCGCAGGCCUCCACCCACGGCAACCUGGCGGUGGCCUACCAGGCGCUGGGCGCCCACGACCGGGCCCUGCAGCACUACCAGAACCACCUCAACAUCGCCCGGGAGCUGCGGGACGUGCAGAGCGAGGCCCGGGCCCUGGGCAACCUGGGCAACUUCCACUCCUCGCGGGGGGAGUUCGCCCAGGCCACCCCCUACUACGAGCAGUACCUGCAGCUCUCCCCGGAGCUGCAGGACAUGGAGGGCGAGGGCAAGGUCUGCCACAACCUGGGCUACGCCCACUACUGCCUGGGCCACUUCGAGGAGGCCGUCAAGUUCUACGAGCAGGACCUGGCCCUGGCCAAGGACCUGCACGACAAGCUCAGCCAGGCCAAGGCCUACUGCAACCUGGGCCUGGCCUUCAAGGCCCUGGCCCGCUUCGGCCAGGCCGAGGAGUGCCAGAAGUACCUCCUCUCACUGGCCCAGGCGCUGGGCAACGCCCAGGCCAAGUUCCGGGCCCUGGGCAACCUGGGCGACAUCGCCGUCUGCCGCAAGGACCUGGCCGGGGCCAUCAAGUGCUACGAGCAGCAGCUGGGCCUGGCCCACCAGGCCACCGACCGGCGGCUGGAGGCCAGCGCCUACGCAGCCCUGGGCUCGGCCUACCGGCUGGUGCAGAAGUACGACAAGGCCCUGGGCUACCACACCCAGGAGCUGGAGGUCUACCAGGAGCUGGGCGAGGUGCCCGGGGAGUGCCGGGCCCACGGGCACCUGGCGGCCGUCUACAUGGCCCUGGGCAAGUUCACCAUGGCCUUCAAGUGCUACGAGGAGCAGCUGGAGCUGGGCCAGAGGCUGAAGGAGCCGGGCAUCGAGGCCCAGGUCUACGGCAACAUGGGCCUCACCAAGAUGAACCUGAGCGCCGUCGAGGAGGCCAUCGGCUACUUCGAGCAGGAGCUGGCCACCCUGCAGCAGCUGAGCGGCAGCGAGGCCGUGCUCAGCCGGGGCCGGGCCUUCGGCAACCUGGGCGACUGCUACGAGGCCCUGGGGGACUUCGAGGAGGCCAUCAAGUACUACGAGCAGUACCUGUCCGUGGCCCAGAGCCUCCGCCACAUGCAGGACCAGGUGAAGGCCUACUGGGGCCUGGGCAGCGGGCACAGGGCCAUGGGGAACCUGCAGCAGGCACUGGUCUGCUUUGAGAAGCGGCUGGUGGUGGCCCACGAGCUGGGGGAGGCCUUCGACAAGGCCCAGGCCUACGGGGAGCUGGGCACCCUCCACAGCCAGCUGGGCAACUACGAGCAAGCCAUCUCCUGCCUGGAGCGCCAGCUGGGCAUCGCCCGGGAGAUGAAGGACCAGGCCCUGGAGGGCAGCGCCGCCUGCGGCCUGGGCAGCGUCUACCAGCAGAUGGGCGAGUUCGACAUGGCCCUCCAGUUCCACCAGAUGGACCUCCGCAUCGCCGAGGAGACCGGCAACCCCGCCUGCCAGGGCCGGGCCUACGGCAACCUGGGCCUGACGUACGAGUCGCUGGGCACCUACGAGAGAGCCGUGGUCUACCAGGAGCAGCACCUGAGCCUGGCGGCCCAGAUGAACGACCUGGUGGCCAAAACGGCCUCCUACAGCAGCCUGGGCCGGACACACCACGCCUUGCAGAACUACUCCCAGGCCGUGAUGUACCUGCAGGAAGGGCUGAGGCUGGCCGAGCAACUGGGGCGCAGGGAGGACGAGGCCCGCAUCCGGCACGGGCUGGGCCUGUCGCUCUGGGCCAGCGGCAACCUGGAGGAGGCCCAGCACCAGCUCUACCGGGCCUCGGCCCUCUUCGAGACCAUCCGGCACGAGGCGCAGCUCAGCACGGACUACAAGCUCUCCCUCUUCGACCUCCAGACCGCCUCCUACCAGGCCCUGCAGCGGGUGCUGGUCAGCCUGGGGCACCAUGAGGAGGCGCUGGCGGUGGCGGAGCGGGGCCGCACGCGGGCCUUUGCCGACCUGCUGGUGGAGCGCCAGACGGGGCAGCAGGACUCCGACCCCGACUGCCCCGUGACGGUCGACCAGGUCCUGGAGACGGUGAACGGCCAGCGGGGGCUGGUCCUCUACUACUCCUUGGCCGCCGGAUACCUCUACAGCUGGCUCCUGGCUCCUGGGGCAGGAAUCCUGAAGUUCCACGAAUGCUUCUUGGGCGACGGCCCAGCCGAGAGCGCCGGGGACUUCCAGGAGAGCAGCGCCAGCCUCCAGGCGGUCACCAGCACCACCCUGGAGCAGCUCAGCGCCAGUGUGAGGGAGGCCCUGGGGGUCGACUCCUACUAUGUGCGCGCCUGCGCCAGCAGUGAGACGGAGAGCGAGGCGGGAGACCUCAACGAGCAGCCCUUCGAGGAGGCAAACAACAAGCUGAAUUCCGCCACGGACCCCUCCGGCUUCCUCCGGAUGGUCAGCCGGAACAACCUCCUGAACAGGAGCUGCCAGAGCAUGAGCAGUCUCUUCAGCGGGCCCGUCUCCCCCGCCAAGGAGGCCACGUCUUCGCUGCCCCGGCGGCCUGCCUCCUUCAGCAAGCCGCCGCUGCGCGCUCUCUACGACCUGCUGAUCGGGCCCAUGGAAGGGGGCCUGAUGCACUCCAGCGGGCCGGUGGGGCGCCCCCGGCAGCUCACCCUGGUCCUGGAAGGAGAGCUCUACCUCGUGCCCUUCGCUCUCCUCAAGGGCAGCUCCUCCAACGAGUACCUGUACGAGCGCUUCAGCCUCAUCGCCGUGCCCUCCAUCCGCGCCCUCGGCCCCAGCGCCAAGAGCCAGGCCAAGAAGACGCCCGCCGCCUACGCCGGCUCGCCCUCCAUGGCCGCCGUCAUUGGCAGCCCCAAGCUGCCCUCCUCGGUGAUGGACCGCUGGCUGUGGGGGCCCAUGCCUUCCGCCGAGGAGGAGGCCUAUGCCGUCUCGGAGCUGCUGGGCUGCCAGCCGCUGGUGGGCGGCCUGGCCACCAAGGAGCGGGUGAUGAGCGCCCUGGCCCAGGCCGAGUGUGCCCACUUCGCCACCCACAUCUCCUGGAAGCUGGCCGCCCUGGUCCUGACGCCCAGCGCCGAGGGCGGUGCCGCUGGUGCCGGCAGUGGGGGCGGCGGGGGCAGCGGCGGCAGCAGCAAGAGCUCCUUUGGGAACUCCUACACCAUCCCGGAGUCGCUGCGGGUGCAGGACGACGCGAGCGACGCGGAGAGCCUCUCGGACUGCCCCCCCCUGCAAGAGUUCCUGCUGACGGCGGCCGACGUGCUGGAGCUGCGCCUGCCCCUCAAGCUGGUGGUGCUGGGCGCCUACCAGGAGUCCCCCAGCAGCAAGGCCACGGCCGACGGGGUCAUCGGGCUGACGCGGGCCUUCCUGGCGGCCGGCGCCCACUGCGUGCUGGUGGCCCUGUGGCCGGUCCCCGUGCCGGCCUCCAAGCUCUUUGUGCACGCCUUCUACACCGCCCUGCUCAGCGGCCUGAAGGCCAGCGCGGCCCUGGCCGAGGCCAUGAAGGCUGUGCAGAGCAGCCCGCAGUUCGGCCACCCCUCCAACUGGGCAGGCUUCACUCUGAUUGGGAGCGACGUCAAGCUGAACAGCCCGUCCUCUCUGAUCGGGCAGGCCUUGACCGACAUCCUGCAGCACCCAGAGCGGGCCCGCGACGCCCUGCGGGUCCUCCUGCACCUGGUGGAGAAGUCCCUGCAGCGGAUCCACAGCGGGCAGCACAACUCCAUGUACACCUCCCAGCAGAGCGUGGAGAACAAGGUGGGGGGCAUCCCCGGCUGGCAGGCCCUGCUGACGGCGGUGGGCUUCCGGCUGGACCCCCCUGCCAGUGGGCUCCCGGCCGCCGUCUUCUUCCCCACCGCGGACCCCGGCGAUCGCCUCCAGCAGUGCAGCACCACCAUCCAGUCCCUGCUUGGCUUGCCCUCCGCGGCCCUGCAGGCUCUCUGCAAGCUCAUUGCCGCUUCGGAGACCGGGGAGCAGCUCAUCAGCCGGGCUGUUAAAAAUAUGGUGGGAAUGCUCCACCAGGUCCUGGCGCAGCUGCAGGCUGGAGAGAAGGAGCCGGAGUUCUCCUUGGCCCCCAUUCAGGUCUCCAUCAGUGUCCAGCUCUGGCGGCUGCCCGGGUGCCACGAGUUCCUGGCCGCUCUCGGCUUUGACCUGUGCGAAGUGGGCCAGGAAGAGGUGACCCUGAAGACGGGCAAGCAGGCCAGCCGGAGGACCAUGCACUUUGCUCUCCAGACCCUGCUGGCCCUUUUCGACUCCACGGAGCUCCCCAAGCGGCUGAGCCUGGACAGCUCCUCCUCGCUGGAGUCGUUGGCCUCGGCGCAGUCGGUCUCCAACCCGGGGCCGCUGGGCUACCGUGAGCAGCCGCCCUUCUCGCCCACCUGCCCCGACGGCCUGGCCUCGGACGCCAUCUCCGUGUACAGCCUGAGCUCCAUCGCCUCUUCCAUCAGCUUCGCCUCCAAGCCCGAGGGCCUCCUGGACGGGGGCGGCCCCCGCGGGCGCCAGGACUGCGAGAGGCCCAAGCCCGCCUACCCGCAAAGGCCCCCGCUGCCCCGCGGCCCCUUCUCGCCCCAGAGUGGCCCCGGCAAGGAGGAGGAGGAGUACGAGGGCUUCUCCAUCAUCAGCAACGAGCCCCUGGCCAGCUCUCCGGAGGGCAGGCGGGCCCGCUUCUCCCCCGACCACAAGCCCUCCCGGACUCACGCGGCCGGAGGGGUCCAGGUCUCCGUCAGCUCCCCCAACUCCCCCAUCAAGAUGACGCUCGUGCCCAGCCCCAACUCCCCUUUCCAGAAGGUGGGGAAGCUGGCCGGCUCCGACACUGGGGAGUCGGACCAGUCCAGCACCGAAACGGACAGCACCGUCAAGUCUCAGGAGGAGAACAACCAGCCCCCCAAGCUGGACCCCCAGGAGCUGGCCCAGAAGAUCCUGGAGGAGACGCAGAGCCACCUCCUGGCUGUGGAGCACCUGCAGCGGAGCAGCAGCCAGCUGGAGGCCGGCCACAGCGGCGGCGGCGGCAGCCUGGAGAGGGGGGCCUCCACGCCCACCGGCGCCUCCUCCUUCCGCUCCUCGGAGAGCAGCGCCUUCAGCCGGCCUCUCUGCUCCUCCGGCUCCAAGGGCCAGCCUCCUCCCGCCCCGCUGAAGCCAAAGCCCCCCAGCAGGAGCUGCUCCCUGCAGAAGAUCAGCUCCGGCUACAGCAGCCCCACCACCUCCGAAGCCUCGGCCAGGGAGGGGGCCGGGCCCCCCAGCGGCCAGCCGCCCCCCAGCCCGGACGCCCACGGCCCGCUGGCGGAGCAGCCCCUCUUCCGGCUCAAGUACCCCAGCUCGCCCUACAGCACCCACAUCGCCAAGUCGCCCCGGAACCUCUCCCCGAGCUCGGGGCACCACUCCCCGGCGGGCAGCACCCCCUCCCCCGUCGCCCUCUCCUACUCCUCCGCCAGCUCCGCCCGCUCCAGCCCCGCCGACGCGCCCGCCCUCGACAAGCUCAAGAUGGCCGCCAUCGACGAGAAGGUGCAGGCCAUCCACAACCUGAAGAUGUUCUGGCAGAACGCCCCGCAGCCCUCCGCCGGCCCCGUGCGGCUCUUCCGGGGCUCUUCCGGGCGAGGGGCCUCCCGGAGGGACGUCCUCAGCCUGCUGAACUUGUCGCCGCGGCACGGCAAGGAGGCAGCCACGGACAAGCUGGAGCUGAAGGAGCUCUCCCGGCCGCCGCCGCCCCCCCUCCCCGCCUCCCCCCCGAACCCCCCCAACGGGCACAGGCGUCCCAGCCCCCGGGCCCCGCCACAGCCCCCACUCCCCACCAGCACUCCGGGGCCGGGGCACCCCGUCCGGCUGCCCUCGGGGAACGGUUACAAGUUCUUGUCCCCCGGGCGCUUCUUCCCCUCCUCCAAGUGCUGAGGCCGCUUUUCUACUCACCCGUCGGGAGGAUGACCGCGUGAAGUUGCGGGGCCUUUUUCCCGCCCACGUCCUUGAACGAGGCCCAACCUGGGGAGGCCGGCGGGGAACUGGAGCCUUCCCGCCCCUGCGGCGCUGCCGGGCCCUGCUGCGGGGCGGCCAGUUGGCAGGGCGGCCUCUCAGCUGGCACCUCCUGGGCUGUCAGAUGCGUCGGGCUGGGGUGGGGGUCAGGCGGGGGCUGCCACCAGGAGACGCCCACGGCUGCUGGAGAGGAGAGGAGAGGAGGGAGAAGCCAUUUUCUCGGUGCUUCCAGGAGGGGUUGCCGGGGGCGGGCGGGCGGCGAGGGGCUUGUGGGGGGAGGACUGCAGCAUUGCUGCUCUCGGGGAAAUGCGACGGCUGCCUUGCCUUGCCUGGGGAGGGCGGGGUGGUUUUUUCCCCAGGAAAAGCCUCUGGAAGUUGCACUCCAGCCUGGAGGCAGGCCUGACCCUCCACUGCUGCAGCAGAAACGGCCAGGGCCUCCGAUCCAGGGGGGUGGGGUGGGCACAGCUGCUGCCUGGCAUUCCUGUGCAGUCCAGAGGCUGGCCUGCUUACGGGCCCUUGACCUGCUCACCUGCCUGCCUUCCCUGCGGCUGCUUCAUAGAGCAGGCUUCUCCCCCAGCCCCCCCCCCCAGCAAUGACAAAUGUGUGUGCUGCAAAUUCGGGGAGGCGGGGCUGUUGAAGCAGCCCCCUGCCCUCCCCCUGGGGCUGCCCCCGUCCCCUGGCAAGGCGGCCUUGGCACCCCUUCGCUGUGAGGCCAGCAGCCCCCUCCUCCCUCCCACGGUGACCUGAGCCAGACGACCAGCUGGGCUCCUUGCCCCAAGCACAAAGGAGAUCCCCCCCACCCCACUUUGGUGCAGGAGGAGCCGGGCAGGCGUCCAGCAGGGCAGACCCCUUCAAGCAUCUCUGUGGAGAGGCUGGAUCCAGCCCGAAGUGGGCGCCCCUGAGCAGCUCCACCUUCCACGCUCCCCUCCGGGCUGGGAGAUUCCACCGUGCAGAAGCCUUGCCAUGGAUUCUGGUGGGACGUUGGCCACACUUUGCAGCAGCCCUGGGCGUGGAAGUUGGGGGGCAGCAUCUGCACUGGGCUGGGAGUGGGGGCCUCAGCUGCCCUGAAGGCCCUUGCCACACCUCCCUCCCUCCCUGCCCAGGAGCUGCUUGGGGGCUUUUGGCUGGCCACGGCUUCAGCUGCUGAGCAAGGCAGACCUCUGGUCUCAGCCCACCGGGGCCAGGCUGGUGUCCCCUGGUGCCCCGUGCUGACAUUUGGCCCUCAAGCGUUCGCUGCCCCUCCUCCCCAUGAGCACCCACCCCCAAACUCCAGCUUGUUGGAGGUGCUGCAAGACUGGUCUUGGGUCCGACCUCCAGUCCUCUUCUACCCUAUGCAAAGUCACCCUGUGGGGCAGGGGCAGAAGAGCCCAGCCCAGCCUGCAGAGGGUGCGUCCUUGCGCUUCCGUUAAAACGUCUGAAAACAUGGUGCUCUCCAAGGCUGCUGCCAUGUGGGCAGUGCUUGUGCUGUACCCCCUCAUCGCAAUCCCAGCCCCCCCCGAAUGUCCCGGGAGCUGUAAAUGGCCAGUGGGAGGUGGCACCAUCACAGCCUUUCCGACUGGGGUCCAGGACUCCCUGUGGCACAUUCUGCAGCGCUCCUGCCCCCCCCCACCUCAACCCCGUUCCCACUCCAUAUGUGAGGGAAGGAAGAACUCCUUGGGUGUUGGGUUCAGGCAGAAAAAACCAGGAAGCAGCUGCACUCCCCGCCCCCCCACCUCUCUCGUGUGGAACCACAACACUGUUGUCGUCCUCAUUGUUGUCUUUGUGCAUGUAGAAGUGACCAUACUGCUUCUCACAGUGAGCAAUAAGCGUUUGGUGUGGUGACCCUCUCUCACCAGAGUUCUGUCAUGUGCAAACCCCCACCCCACGCCAAGAGGGGGCCCCCUUUGGGGCUUCACCCUGUGCAAGGCCCUUUCCGGGAGGCGGGGAGGUGACACCGCCUUCAGUGGCAUGCUGGCCUGGCCCCGGUCUGGCUGGCUGCCGGUGCUGCCCAGGGCCGCCGGGCUCCCCGCACCAGGCCCUUCCUCCAAUGGGGCCGUGCUGGAGAACCACCACAAGGGAUGGCAGCUGAGCCUCCAUCGGGACCCUCCGUCAGUCUGUGCUGCCUCUAGGGUUUGUGAUCUAAGAAGGAAGGAAGGAGCCCCCCCCCCGCAAUUCACACACACACACACACCCUCUACUCCCCCCCCCGGGGGCCAAAAGCUGCUCCUCUGCCCUCUCUUUUCUUUAUGCAGUGUCUGCCAUGUUUGGCCUAUAUGGACUUUUUUUGUAAAUUUAAAACUCCGUUUCCAGACAGCAUUAAACUUUUUAUAUUAUGAAGCUUACCCUGUAAAAAGAAUUUCAUAUUUUUAUUGCAAUUGCUAAGGCAUUUGGCCUCCUCCUUUGUGAUUUCCGUGUCUAUUAAAGCAUGAGAUCUCUCA
Molecule: messenger RNA, 11101 nt
Organism: Hemicordylus capensis (graceful crag lizard)
Lineage: Eukaryota; Metazoa; Chordata; Lepidosauria; Squamata; Cordylidae
Gene: TTC28
Product: tetratricopeptide repeat domain 28
Exons: 23
Coding region: 1275-8606 (2443 amino acids)
Molecular function (GO): protein binding
Source: RefSeq, a predicted model, not a curated record